Messenger RNA from Dufourea novaeangliae, 2318 nucleotides. Its product is annotated as leucine-rich repeat-containing protein 24-like. Gene Ontology annotation, molecular function: protein binding. The record is from RefSeq and is a predicted model, not a curated record. Bases 230 to 2206 code for a protein of 658 amino acids. NCBI's taxonomy places the organism in Eukaryota, Metazoa, Arthropoda, Insecta, Hymenoptera, Halictidae. The transcript is spliced from 2 exons.
GCCACGACGCCGCUGUUAAUCAGAAUGAAAUCUAAGAACCCGUCGACAAUGGAUCCGUGAUGCCUGAAGGAGACCGGUCGCGGCGAAAUGAAAGCCCCUGAGAAACAAUGGAAGCGUCCACGCAAGCAUGACGGCCCCAUUCAAACACGCAGACGGCAUGCUUAGUGGUGGCCAAACGGGACGAUCAAACUUCUAAUUGGCGUGAGGAGACGAGAAAACAGACUGUGGCAUGAUAGGGACAAAGCAGCACCCUCUACGAGGGCACCUACUGCUUGCCAUACUCUUUCUGCUGGGCACGUUCGCGUUGCUCUCGCGAGCCGCCGCGUUCCCCGAUUGGACGGACUGUCCAGCGGUGUGCCGUUGCAAAUGGACAUCCGGGAAGAAAUCGGCUCUCUGCCCCGACGCCGGCUUAACAUCCCUGCCAGCAUCCUUGGACCCGGAUAUGCAAGUUCUGGAUCUAUCGGGAAACAAGAUACCAGCUCUCCAGUCCGAGAUCUUCAAGCGAUCAGGCCUGCUGAAUCUCCAAAGGGUGUUUCUGCGUAACGCUGGUAUCCACCAGAUCCACGCCGACUCGUUUCGUGACAUGAGGAUCCUGGUGGAGAUCGAUCUAUCCGACAACCACGUGAAGAUCCUCGAGCCAGGCACAUUCCUGGGCAACGAAAGACUGAGGAUCCUGAUCCUGAGCGGCAAUCCACUGGGUAGCUUGACCAGCCACCAGUUCCCGCUUCUGCAGCAUCUACGAACCCUAGAGUUGCAAAGGUGCUCGUUAUCGGAGAUACACGGUGAAGCGUUCGUUCAUCUGACGGGGUUAGAAUCACUGAGGCUCGAUCGCAACGAGCUGGAGUACAUAGAGGCUCCGGUGAUCUCGAGUCUGCCUCGUCUUAAGACCCUAACCAUGGAUGGGAACCGAUGGAGCUGCGACUGCAGGCUCCGUGACUUCCGCAGCUGGCUGAUCUCCGACGUUCCGAACAAACUCUAUUCCGUACCUCAAGUGUGUACAGGCCCGGCACGACUAAAGGAUCGUAAAUGGGAGGACGUGAAACCUGUGGAGUUCGCCUGCGAACCGGAGGUUUUCGUUCUGGCCAGUAGCAUACAGGAGGAGGUAAACGGUAAUCUGAGCCUGGCCUGUUUAGCAACUGGUGAUCCUGAGCCUGAGGUAUGGUGGCAAUUGAACGGUGGUCCAGUGAACGCCACCAAAUUGACUGAUCAAACGUACACAGGGACAUAUGUCGCGUACGCAACUCCCGAUGUCAGUAUGGCCUACAACGAAAGAUCCACCACUGGUAAGCUCACCGACAGGUGGAGCAACCUGACGGUCUAUAACGCGAGCGACGGUGACGCCGGUGAAUACGCGUGUUUCGCGAAGAACAUCGCCGGACUAGCAAGGGACGCAGUUAGUGUUGCUAUUCCCCGUGUGUACACAGCCCCGACCCUAUCGCAGAGCGACAAUUGGUUGCUUUGGGUCAGUUUGGCCGGUGGCGGUGCAGCUGCGUUGUGCGCCUCGAUCUCCGCGGUUCUGUUGGCGUUGUGCGUGUGCGGUGGUACACGUCGACAAAGUGCACGGGAGAAGGUGAAGCUACAGGGUAGCACGAGCUUUGGUGAUCAAGAGAAAAAGCUUCUCGAUUUGUCCGUGACCACAACGACACCUGGGAACAGUAACGAGCAGGGAAGUGGUCAUGGUAGCCUAGCAGAGGCAUAUGGGUCCGGUGAUCUGGAACUGGCGGAAAGAGGAUCGAUCUGCGAUCCUAUGAGUGCUGCCACUGUCACUGUUGAGAGACUAAGACCAGAGGUGACUACUGGUUCCGUGAACGCGAUCAGAUCGGUACAGUGCUCAACGAUGUUCCCGCCACCGCCGCCGGAAUUCACCAGCGGUGUUCUUCCAGCUGGUAUCUUCGGGAAUAUCUUCAUCUCUGUGUCUGUGCCCCAGGAUUCAUCCGAACGUUGUUAUCCAGACUUGCUCGACAUACCUGUGCACGGCGGUGUGGUGAACAAAUCGAGCGCAGCCUCCUCAAGUGUCUCGAGUUUCGCGACGUUACCACGUAGAGCUUUACGCUCGACCGAUUUAUGUUCGCCUUACGACAAUAUGGGGCCUCGUGUCACUGCGAACGGGAGCUCGGCGUUCUCGUUGACCGACGUGGACCUGCGGUUAUCGCCGCCGCCGCCGCCGCGGAUCAUUCAACCGCCCCACGAGUUCGUUUCUUUGUAAAAACAAUACAAGACACAGGCGAAACACGCCGGCUUUCGAACAAAUAGUCGGUAUACUUGUUCGCCAAGCUGAUCCGUCGCUUUCGUCCCCAAACAGUUCAGUCGCCAAAGUC